This is a messenger RNA of Mangifera indica (mango), 1165 nucleotides long. Its product is annotated as probable aquaporin NIP7-1. The record is from RefSeq and is a predicted model, not a curated record. Gene Ontology annotation, biological process: transmembrane transport. Lineage: Eukaryota; Viridiplantae; Streptophyta; Magnoliopsida; Sapindales; Anacardiaceae. The coding region runs from base 235 to 1068 and encodes 277 amino acids. Gene Ontology annotation, molecular function: channel activity. Gene Ontology annotation, cellular component: membrane. The transcript is spliced from 5 exons.
CUGCCAUUUCUGUCGCCUGCAAAACUUCUUAACCUUCCAAGAAUCAGAAACAGUGUGAAAAUAUAACACAAAUUUCGCCAUUUAUAAUCCUGCAGCAACAUUGAUAUCAAAACGACAUGUAAGAAACAAUUCAACUUAAUUAUUGUUCAUGAUCUUUGAACCUGAUCUUUUAUUUCGUCAUCCAUUAAAGCUUCUGUUUUUUCACUCAUUUUCUUUUGUCAAAUAACCAAUAAAAUGAAUAUGUCUUUCCGAGAAGCAACCCCUCCUGAAUUUCUAAGUUCUGCAUCAAGUAGUGGCAAGUCUAGAGAGGAUCAAGAGAACGGCUCCAAUGAAAUGCCAAUCAAUGAAGUGAGAAAGAUGCGUGUUCUAACCAAUCUAAACCAUGCCCGUGAGGUAAUUGCGGAGAUGGUGGGGGCUUUCAUAUUGAUGUUUUGUCUAAGUGGGAGCAUCGCAAACACACAGUUGAAAAGUGGCGACGGGGGUCUGAUGGAAUCUGCAGCCACAGCCGGAUUAGCAAUUACAGUGAUCAUUUUCUGCAUAGGUCCGAUCUCUGGUGCACAUGUUAAUCCUGCUCUUACCAUUGCCUUUGCCUCAUUUUGUGGUUUUCCAUGGUCCAAGGUUCCGCUUUACAUACUGGCUCAAACACUGGGUUUCGGCUUGGGAGCCUUUAUUGGUAAGUUAGUUUAUGGCAUAAAAUACGAUCUCAUGACAACCCGUCCCCUCCAAGGUUCCAGUUCUGCCUUCUGGGUGGAGCUCCUGGCAACUUUCAUUAUCGUCUUCCUUGUUGCAUCUUUGACCCAUGAAGCUUCAUCUGUUGGAAAUAUCUCUGGUAUUGUUGUUGGAAUGGUUAUUGGUCUUGCAGUGCUCAUAACAGGGCCUGUUUCAGGAGGAUCAAUGAAUCCUGCAAGAUCUGUGGGGCCUGCAAUCAUAGCCGGGAAUUUCAAGGACUUGUGGAUUUAUAUUACGGCCCCUACAAUCGGAGCUGUUUCCGGUGGGCUUCUGUAUCGUUUUCUUCGUCUUCGACAGCCAGCUCCUCUCAUAACACCAAUCAAUGUAGUCAGUUCUUAAAGUUUUUAGGAGUUAGGGCACAAGAUGAACAUGUUUGAGCUGGGAAUUUAGGUACCAAGAGAAUAAAGAUUCAAAGAUAAAUUUCCAUGGUGGUUUC